Molecule: messenger RNA, 705 nt
Organism: Bipolaris oryzae ATCC 44560
Lineage: Eukaryota; Fungi; Ascomycota; Dothideomycetes; Pleosporales; Pleosporaceae
Exons: 3
Coding region: 1-705 (234 amino acids)
Source: RefSeq, a predicted model, not a curated record
AUGGCCCGCUCAGACGCAGAAGAAAUGGUGUACUCAAACUCAGACACCAUGGUCGACGUUUUCAAAGGCGCCAUCCAGGGACGCAUGAUCCACCAUCCCUCACGCUCUUUUGCACUCGAGAUCACUCUCGACCUUGUUAAAGGUGCUGAUUUCUUUUCUCACAAACCACCGCUACAUUUCCAUAUACAGGAAGAGUAUAUUGAGUCGAUUCAGGGCAAGAUGUGUCUGGAGCUCGAUGGCAAGGUGCACAUACUGUCAGCAGGCGACGGGCCCAUGAGCAUCAAGCCUUAUGUGAACCAUCGGUCGUACCCGGCGUCGCUGGCGGACCAGGACGAUGAUGAGACUGUGGUGAAGUUUUUGCUUUCGGGUGAGAAGACUGACAGUGUUUUUGAGCUCAAUCCUGUCUUCUUCGAGAACUGGUACAAGUACCAGGACGAUGUUGUGGUAAAUGGCGCAAAGAUCUCCCUGAUACAACUCUUUAGUACAUUUGAUGCCGGUGGUACUUAUGUUUCGUUUCCUUGGUGGGUGCCUUUCGGUCAGACAGUGUCGCAGAUAUUAGGCGUCGUAGUUGGAAGAUGGGUUGGCAGCAUGCUUGGAUAUCAGCCGUUCCACCGCAAGUGGACUACAGACUGGGAUCUGGCUUGCCAGAAGAUGGAAUCAUCCUUCUUCCAGAGACGUUUCGCAGACAGGGUGGAAACUAUCUAA